This is a messenger RNA of Mercenaria mercenaria, 528 nucleotides long. RefSeq names its product actin, alpha skeletal muscle. NCBI's taxonomy places the organism in Eukaryota, Metazoa, Mollusca, Bivalvia, Venerida, Veneridae. The record is from RefSeq and is a predicted model, not a curated record. The transcript has 2 exons. The coding region runs from base 1 to 528 and encodes 175 amino acids.
AUGGCGAAUCGCAACAGUGCGGUGGCGAAGCGCGACAGUACGAUGGUGAAGCGCGACAGUUCGAUGGCAAAGCGUGACAUACAAAAGGCUUCUUCGCCGAGCUCACUGGGGAAAAGCUAUGAGCUCCCUGACGGUCAGGUCAUCACCAUUGGCAACGAACGUUUUCGUUGUCCAGAGGCCAAGUUCCAGCCAUCUUUCCUUGGUAUGGAAUCCGCAGGUGUCCACAAAACAACGUACAAUAGUAUCAUGAAAUGUAACGUCGACAUUCGUAAGGGUUUGUACGCAAACACCGUACUGUCCGGCGGUUCCUCUAUGUACCCAGGUAUUGCCGAUCGUGUGCAGAAAGAAAUCACAGCCCUUGCUUCGUCAACCAUGAAAAUCAAGAUCAUUGCUCCACCAGAGAGGAAAUACUCUGUAUGGAUUGGUGGAUCUAUCUUGGCUUCACUGUCCAGUUUCCAACAGAUGUGGAUCAGUAAAGAAGAAUAUGACAAAUCUGGACCUUCCAUCGUACACAGAAAAUGUUUCUAA